This is a messenger RNA of Aureobasidium vineae, 807 nucleotides long. The record is from the annotation of a GenBank genome assembly. NCBI's taxonomy places the organism in Eukaryota, Fungi, Ascomycota, Dothideomycetes, Dothideales, Saccotheciaceae.
AUGUCUAACGAAUGGACCAAGAAGACCUUCACUCUUAACACCAUCCCCGCUGUCGGCCUCGGUACCUGGCAGUCAAAGCCCAACGAAUUUCGCGAAGCCGUCAAGGCCGCUCUCCUCGCUGGCUACCGUCAUAUCGACACUGCUCUCGCCUAUGGCAACGAGGCUGAGGUCGGUCUCGGCAUCAAGGACUCUGGUGUCCCUCGUGAGGAGAUCUGGAUCACCACUAAGCUUGACAACCCCUGGCACAAGCGCGUCGAAGAGGGCAUCACCUCUUCGCUCAAGGACCUCCAGACCGACUACGUCGACCUUUAUCUGAUAGAGCUCCAGAAGCUGCCCGCCUCUGGCCGCGUCAAGAACAUCGGUGUCUCCAACUUCGCCAUCAAGAACCUCGAGAUCCUCCUCAAGGACGAGUCAUGCAAGACCGUCCCCGCUGUCAACCAGGUCGAGCUCCACCCCAACAACCCUUCCCCCAAGCUCAUCGACUACUGCAAGGAGAAGGGCAUCCACUGCACUGCCUACUCCUGCCUCGGCUCCACCAACUCUCCUCUUGCCCACGACGAGGCCUUGAAGAAGAUUGCUGAGAGCAAGGGCAAGUCCACUGCUCAGNNUCUCAUGUGGGGUCUCCAGCGCGGUACCUCUGUCAUCCCCAAGUCCGUCACCACCUCCAGAAUCGAGGGCAACUUCCAGCUUGACGGCUGGUCAUUGACCGACGACGAGAUGAAGCAGCUCAGCAGCCGCCCCGACCGCUUCAAGGUCUGCGGCGAUGCCUGGUUGCCCGUCAAGGUCUUCUUCGGCGACGACGAGUAA